Ostertagia ostertagi is the source of this 342-nucleotide messenger RNA. The record is from the annotation of a GenBank genome assembly. NCBI's taxonomy places the organism in Eukaryota, Metazoa, Nematoda, Chromadorea, Rhabditida, Trichostrongylidae.
AUGCAAUACUUCCAGGUGUUCUCUGAUAAUACGGAUGGUCUUAUGCUGUUAUGCGAUGUUGCACUGGGCAAGGUGAAACAAGAGAUCAAUGCUGUUGACCAUUCACUGAAGACAAUCAAAGGCUACAACAGUGUGCAGGGUUUGGGCGGAAUGGAGCCCGAUCCUACUCAGUUAGUUGUGUGUGAGGAAGGGUACUCAAUAAACACUGCAAAGCCUGUCAAGACGGACAGUUCGAAGAAUCGCACUUUGCUCUACAAUGAGUACAUUGUUUACGACGUCGAUCAAAUUUGGAUGCGUUAUCUUGUCCGCACAAGGUUCAAGAUGUCCACGACUUUUGCAUAA